This is a messenger RNA of Exophiala spinifera, 954 nucleotides long. RefSeq lists its product as uncharacterized. NCBI's taxonomy places the organism in Eukaryota, Fungi, Ascomycota, Eurotiomycetes, Chaetothyriales, Herpotrichiellaceae. The record is from RefSeq and is a predicted model, not a curated record. Bases 1 to 954 code for a protein of 317 amino acids. The transcript is spliced from 5 exons.
AUGGACAAGUUCUCGUCGUUUGGAAAGAACAUAAGUUCUGCCUUCAAUACUACCGUCUCUCCCUUCGUCCAGCGAAGCCAGCAGCAGCUCAAGGAACAGUUUGGAUCUGCAGAGGACAAGACCCAACUUCCUGUGGACUACAUUGAGCUGGAGAAGCGUGUCGACGCACUGAAGCAGGUUCACCAGAAGCUAUUGACCGUCACCAAUCAAUAUCAGAAUGAGGCAUACGACUAUCCCCCAAACAUUCGCGAAUCCUUUACCGAUCUUGGUCGUAGUAUUUCUGAGAAAGUAACUCUUCUAUCCCAUGCCUCAAGCCCGGCCGAAGCUCAAGCUGCAAUUACUGCUCCUCCCUCCGCAAAGCCCCAACCUAAGACGUUCAACCAUGCCAUUGCGCGCGCUUCUUUGGCCAGUUCACAACUUCUACAACAAACAAACCAUUCUGGCAGCGAGGAUCCACUAGCCACAGCAUUGGAGAAAUAUGCCCUGGCAGAAGAGAAGGUUGGAGAGGCACGACUGGCACAAGACCAUGCCAUUCAGUCGCGCUUCCUCGCAGGCUGGAAUACAACGCUGAAUACCAAUAUCCAAUUUGCAACCAAGGCUAGAAAAGCCGUGGAGAAUAGCCGCCUCUUGUUGGACAGCACCAAGGCAUCAAAGAAGAGCCAAGUGAUAGGCAGGGGUAUGAACCCGGAUGACGAAACAGCACUGAGUGAAGAGGCACGCGCCGAGAUUGAAGCUAAGGAAGACGACUUCGUCUCACAAGUUGAAGAGGCACAAGGCGUCAUGAAAAACGUCCUGGAUACCCCCGAGCCUCUUCGUAACCUUGCCGACUUGAUUGCAGCGCAGUUGGAAUACCACAAGAGAGCUUAUGAGAUUUUGUCCGAGCUUGCGCCAGAGAUUGAUCAACUCCAAGUCGAACAGGAGAGCAACUACCGCAAGAGCAGAGAAGGUGCUUGA